Molecule: messenger RNA, 3550 nt
Organism: Syngnathus acus (greater pipefish)
Lineage: Eukaryota; Metazoa; Chordata; Actinopteri; Syngnathiformes; Syngnathidae
Gene: gatad2b
Product: GATA zinc finger domain containing 2B
Exons: 11
Coding region: 135-2033 (632 amino acids)
Biological process (GO): negative regulation of transcription by RNA polymerase II
Cellular component (GO): NuRD complex
Molecular function (GO): sequence-specific DNA binding; zinc ion binding
Source: RefSeq, a predicted model, not a curated record
UCAGUGCCGCCUGCCGGUGCCGGGGACUGGUGGUGAGAAUCAUCCGCAGCAGCUAGCCAGCCAGCCAGCGCGUCAGGACGGGAGCGCGAACCCGGAGACGGUGCACACUGAGGCGAAAGCGAGACACAGGCGGGAUGGAGCAGAUGUCCGAGGAGGCGCUACGGCUGAACUUGCUGAAGCGAGGUCUGGAGUCGCCCAACGAGCGAGAGGAGGCCUUGGCCAAGCGCCUCAAGAUGGAGGGCCACGAGGCCAUGGAGCGCCUCAAGAUGUUGGCGCUGCUCAAACGCAAAGAUCUGGCUGACCUGGCGGCCCUGGAGGUCGCCGGGCCUCUGGGGGACGCAAAGGGCCCCGGCGCCAGCGCGCUCCAUCAUCAGAGCCUCAUGGGCGCCGCCGCCGCUUUUGAGGAGAAGCUAAAUGGCAGUCUGAGACUGGGAGGACACGGCGGCGGACACGGUGGAUCCGGCAAGAAUGGCAAAGAGAACAUCCUGGACGAGCCAGUGGACAUGAGUGCGGGACGCAGAUGCGACGCCGAGCACGACAGACGAACUCCAUCCCCGGACGUCAUCAUUCUGUCCGACAACGAGGCGUCCAGUCCCAGAGCGACGCCUCGCCCCGAGGAGCGCCUGAACCAUGCCAACCUGGACAUGUUUAAGGGUAAGACGGGAGAAGAGAGACAGCAGAUGAUCAAAGCUCUGAGAGAGGAGCUGCGUUUGGAGGAGGCUCGCCUGGUGCUGCUUAAGAAGCUCCGGCAGAGUCAAAUGCAGAAGGAAAACGUGGUGCAGAAGGUCUCGGUGGUCCAGAACGCCGCCUCUUCCGGCCACUCUCCUUCCAUCCACGGCUCCUCUGGACUGGGGAAGCUUCCGGUACGGCCGGGCAUGCACAACCCGGAGCCCCAGAACCUCCGGACCGCACAGGGUCACACGGUCAUCAGGUCGGGAGCCAAUGCCAACCUGCCACCGAUGCUCAUGUCCCAGCGAGUGAUCGCCCCCAAUCCUGCCACGUUGCAAGGACAGCGCCUCUCCAAACCUGGCAUGGGUCGCUCCAGCAUGGGCAACGCUGUUAGCUACCAGCAGGCCAGCCAGCAGGUAGCGGCAUCGCAGCGGUCUGGCUCCAGCGCCAUGUACAUGAACCUCGCCCACAUGCAAGCGGCGGCAGCGGCGGCGGCAGGGGCCAGCGGGGUGGCGGGCAGCCUGGGCGGAGCCUCGGCCGUCAGCCCGUCCAAUCUGUCCGGCUCUGCCAGCGGAGGGCUGAAUUCCAUGGCCGACCAAGCCAGCAGCCAGGCUGCUGCCAAGCUCGCCCUGAGAAAGCAGCUGGAGAAAACGCUGCUGGAGAUCCCACCUCCCAAACCCCCCGCCCCACUCCUCCACUUCUUACCGUCGGCCGCAAACAGCGAGUUCAUCUACAUGGUGGGCCUGGAGGAGGUGGUGCAAAGUGUUCUCGACAGUCAGGGCAAGCUGCGAGGAACGCUUUCCCGCAUGGAGCCUUUCUUCUGCGCCCAGUGCCGAACUGAUUUCACCCCCCACUGGAAGCAGGAGAAGAGCGGGCGAAUCCUUUGCGAGCAGUGCAUGAUGUCCAAUCAGAAAAAGGCUCUCAAGGCAGAGCACACCAACAGGCUGAAGAAUGCCUUUGUCAAGGCCCUGCAGCAGGAGCAGGAGAUUGAACAGAGGCUGCAGCAAGCGGCCCUCUCGCCCAGCUCGGCCCCCAGCGGACCCAACGCCUCCAAGACUGACUCCCUGAUCCGACAUCAUGCUCUGCGCCAGGCCUCUCAGCUGUCAGUGGCCAGCAGCCUGAUGGGGAUGAGCGCUGCAAAGCACUGUGGCAGCGGCGGAAGCGGCGGCAGCAGUAGCAGCAGCAGACUGCAGCAUGAUAGCCGGCGCCAGAUCUAUAACAUCCCAGGGUUAAAUAUCGCCUAUCUGAACCCAGCGGCAGUCGGUGCCCACAAGAGCUCCACCUUAGCAGACCGGCAGAGAGAGUACCUGUUGGACAUGAUCCCACCCAGAUCCAUAUCGCAGUCCAUCACCGGACAGAAAUGAGCCCUUCUGAGGACACCCGAGCCGGGCCGGGCCGGGCCGGGCUGGGCCCUAUUGCCCUAUUGCCCUAUGCCCUAUUGCCCUAUUGCCCUACCCCACAUGGAAGCACUCCACCAUCAGCCAAUACCUGGCCCCGAGGCCCCGCCCCCUCCCCUCCAUCGCAUGCAGUGCCUGUCCAUGUGCCUACCUUCAACUGACCCAUUCAAAAGUCACGCAAAGACAAUAAAACGUCAACACAUCUCAAAUUCCAAUUAGCAUUGUUGCCAUUUAUAAUUCCCAUUCUUAUCGCACUAUUUGAAAUGCAACUCCUUCUCUUUUUUUUUUUCUAUUAUCCUUUUUUUAAGUGUCAUUUUAUGUUUCUCUGCUGUCAUUCCUUCACAUAAGGAAGUGACGCUCAAAUCAUCGUAGGGCCCCUUUUUUUUUGUUUGAAGCUUGGAUUGGAGUGUUGCUAGUAACAGAAGAUCAACAGAGGGUGGUUACUAUGCAACGUCGGAGCUUGGUUCUAACGUGGAGGACACCGAAAUGUUUGGUUCCAAAUGAAGAGGAAGGCUACCAUGGCACACACACCACACUGAGGACAGAGCAUCCCCAUUGUCAUCAUCAAAGUGACACAGCAUCCAUCAUCCAAAGUAUUGAAUCCCCUCCAUCCAACGGAAAAUGACUGUCAGACAGAAGUAUCUCAAGCGAUCAAACCUUUUCCUUUUGCUGGUCGGCGCUUUGCGGGUGGCCCAAAUCUGCUCUUCUGUAAAACACGGACAGACGGACGGACGGGACAGUAGUUGGACUGAGCGAUGCAGCUCCAUCAGAACAACGCACACUCCAGAGGAGCUUUGCAACUCAAUCAGAAAACAUUGAGGAACGAGGCUUAACAAAGCGGAUGCGAUGACUGACCCUCCUGCUUCCACUAAGACCCCGACCGAACCCGAGCCCACCGUCGGUUAUGCACAGACUGGACGCUUUGUAGCCAGCAGCUCAGCUCAGCUCAGCUCAGCUCAGCUCAGCUCAGCUCAGCUGGUUUUUGGCGUCACAUGUUCUUUCAAUGUGAAAAAGGACUCCACUCUUGAAGGUGGAAGCACAUUUUGUGCAUCCAAACCAGAUUCUGUACUUACAAAUGUUGAAUUCUGGUUUUUCAGUUUGUUAUGUUUGGGAUUAUAUUUUGUGAUUCGAAAGCCGCCGCCGCCACCCGAAACCUUCCCCGACCCCCAAUAUUGCCUCUUUCUUUUCUUUUUUUGCGGCGUCUCCUCUUGAAACGUUGGCAGACCUGAGAGGUAUUUGCCUUCGGGAGACGAUAAUAAUCAACAAAGCUAAAGACAAAAAAAUAUCUGUAAGGAUUAUGUAUAGAUACCUAGCGUCAGAGGGAGAAAACAAAGGAUGUGGAUUAUAUCUUUUAUGGGAGAGACAUGGAUCAAUCAUUGUGUGCAUGUUGUGCGCACAAGUUGCCUCACUCCAGAGGAGCACUUUGCAUAUUUCCAAUUGGGGAAAAAAAAAAACUUUUUUUUUUUCUUUUUUUUUUUUUUACC